Nerophis lumbriciformis (worm pipefish) is the source of this 3474-nucleotide messenger RNA. The record is from RefSeq and is a predicted model, not a curated record. Lineage: Eukaryota; Metazoa; Chordata; Actinopteri; Syngnathiformes; Syngnathidae.
AUGAAUGACAAGAAGAAAACAAAGAAAUAUGUCAAAGCGGUAGAGAGUGCCUCUACUUCCGAAGAUGAAAGUGACAUGCACACCGUGCAUGUAAUGAGCGUGGACGGGAAGUCAGGGUGUUACUGGGUCACACCAAAGUUAGAGGGUCACCCAGUCAAAAUGCAAAUAGAUACUGGAUCACAGGCAUCGCUUGUGUCUUACCAAGUCUAUAAACAGUGUUUGAGACACCUUCCAUUAAGACCAUCAGACACUGUGUUCAAAGCGUACACUGGACACAAAGUGCACAUGAAAGGAAUGACUGACAUUACUGUGCAAUGCAAGGAUCAAACUGCUAAACUUCCAGUGUAUGUCACAAAAGGGAAUUUUGCUUCCAUCAUGGGACGACUGUGGAUUAAUGCACUUCGUGUAAAUUGGCUAGAAGUUCGGCAGCUGUCAGACGGUUCUUCACAACUACAAGUCAUUCUGGACAAGAAUGAAGAGGUUUUCCGUGAGGAAUUGGGCAGCAUGAAGGACAUUACAGUGAAAUUGCACAUUAAACCAGGAAGCAAACCUGUGUUUAUGAAGGCUAGGACAGUGCCGUAUGCUAUUCGUGACAAAGUCGAGGCUGACCUGGAUGCGUUGGUCAAAAGUGGUGUUUUGGAACCAGUCACCACCAGCGGAUGGGCGACACCAAUUGUGCCGGUUCCGAAAAAGAAUGGCGGAAUUCGCACAUGUGGCGAUUUUAAAGUGACUUUGAAUCUGGUGCUUUGUGUGGAGCAGUACCCACUUCCAUUGAUCGAUGAUUUGUUUGCAGGUCUGAGCGGUGGUCAAAAAUUCAGCAAAAUUGACCUCAACCAAGCUUAUCUGCAGAUGCAUGUGGAUGAAGAAUCACGGGAGUGGUUGACAAUUAACACGCACAAGGGACUUUUCAGAUAUUGCAGAUUACCUUUUGGCAUCACAUCUGCUCCUGCUCUGUUUCAACGGGCUAUGGAUCAAAUUUUGAGUGGAUUGCCGGGAGUACAAUGUUACUUGGAUGACAUUCUCUGCACCGGUGCCAACGACGAGGAGCAUCUUCGCAACCUGGAUGCUGUCUUAAAAAGGCUAAGGCAGUAUGGUCUUCGAGUGCGCAAGGAAAAAUGUGAAUUUUUGAGACCAUCGGUGGAGUAUCUCGGCCAUGUGAUAGACCACGAAGGACUACACAAGGCUCCAUCAAAGACAAAGGCAAUUGUGGAUGCACCCGCCCCAGAAAAUGUGAGUCAGCUUAGAUCUUUUUUAGGUCUAUUAAACUAUUAUGGACGGUUUAUUCCCAAUUUGGCAUCACUUCUUAAACCAUUGCAUGAGCUGUUGUGCAAGGAUGUAAAAUGGAAAUGGACGACUGAGUGUAACAAAGCUUUUCGUAAUGCGAAAACCGCCCUGAUUUCAUCAGAGGUUCUCACUCAUUUCAACCCUUCAUAUCCAAUACAGCUGGCAUGUGACGCUUCACCCUAUGGGGUGGGUGCUGUCAUCUCCCAUGUGUUCCCGAACGGGGAUGAAAGACCAAUUGCUUUCGCAUCAAGAACACUUAACAAAGCAGAGUCAAACUAUGCUCAAUUGGAACGAGAAGCAUUGAGCAUUAUUUUUGGUGUGAGGAAGUUCCACCAAUAUUUGUAUGGAAGGAAGUUUACUCUGUUAACGGAUCACAGACCGCUGACAACGAUUUUGGGACCUCAUACAGGAAUCCCUUCACUGGCUGCUGCACGUCUUCAGAGGUGGGCUUUGUUGUUAUCUGCUCACUCAUACGACAUCAAGUAUCGUAAAUCUGAUUUGCAUUGCAAUGCUGAUGGACUUUCGAGGUUGCCGCUUCCUGUCACAAAACAUGAACCUACCUCAGUGGACAUAUUCUAUUUCCGAAAUGUUGAACAUGCACCAAUUUCAGCGUCGCAGGUGAAACGUGCAACUCGGAACGACCCCGACCUGUCAGUCGUCAUGGACAUGGUAAUUAAAGGACAAACCAAGUGUGACAACGCCGCUCUCAAACCUUUUUUGGAUAGGAGAUGGGAACUUUCUGUUCAAUCGGGUUGUUUGCUGUGGGGGAGGAGAGUGAUUGUGCCACAGUCAUUGCGUGCUAAAAUGCUUGCGCAACUGCAUGCAGGUCACAGUGGUAUUGUUAAAAUGAAAGAAAUGGCGAGAAGUUAUUUUUGGUGGCCAGGAUUAGAUAAACAGAUCGAAGAGACGGUAAAAACUUGUUCAUCUUGCCAGAAGAUUCGCAACAAUCCACCUGCAGCCCCACUUCAUCCUUGGGAUUUUCCUCAGGACCCUUGGCACCGCAUUCACAUUGACUUUGCGGGGCCUUUUGAAAAUCGAAUGUUUCUGGUUGCUGUCGAUGCCCAUAGUAAGUGGCCAGAGGUCGCUAUCAUGAAAUCAACCACAUCGGAAAAGGCAAUUGAGAAGUUAGGGGAGAUGUUUAGUCGUUUUGGAGCCCCUGCACAACUCGUCUCAGACAAUGGGCCCCAAUUUGUGUCAAAAGAAAUGGGUGAAUUCCUGCAAGCCAAUGGGGUUCAACACAUUAAGUCGGCUCCCUAUCACCCGGCAACCAACGGCUUGGCAGAGAGGUUUGUGCAGACCCUCAAACAUGCUCUCAAAGCAUCACAAGGGCAAAGUACACUCCAUCAGAGACUACACGAAUUUCUCCUCAAAUACCGAACAUCUGUGCAUGCAACUACCAAAGUAUCGCCAGCGAGCCUCAUGUUUUUUCGAGAGAUACGAACUGGCAUGGAUCUUCUGAAACCACCAACCCUGAGCGAGAUUGUUCAAAUGGAUCAACGGAAGCAAGUCAAGUACAGAGACCUGCAUUCCAAGAACCGAGUUUUUGCACCUGGUGACUCUGUUAUGGCCCGGAGUUACCAGAGUAAGGAAAAUCUACACGUUUAUGUCAUCUCUCAGUCGCUUUCCAAGUACUCCAACAGCGACGUCAUCGUCUAUGUCGGCUGUGGGGAGCGCGGUAACGAAAUGUCGGAAGUGCUGCGAGACUUCCCUGAGCUGACAAUGGAAGUGGAUGGUAAGACUGAGAGCAUCAUGAAGCGGACGGCGCUGGUUGCCAACACCUCCAACAUGCCCGUAGCUGCCCGAGAAGCCUCCAUCUACACAGGCAUCACACUUUCUGAGUAUUUCCGAGACAUGGGAUACAACGUCAGCAUGAUGGCCGACUCCACGUCCCGAUGGGCCGAAGCUCUCAGGGAGAUUUCGGGACGUUUAGCUGAGAAAGCCUGCGUACCUGGCCAAGACAGACGUGCACGGGCACGCACGCACGCUCGGACGCGCACCGGCACGCAAGGAAGGAUCGGACUGGCUAGGAGGCAAUCGGGACGCGGCCACCAUCAAGAGGAGGCGGCAGAGAAGCACGACGACGUGAAUAGACUUGAUCAACGCAUCUACCAAGCUAAGGCGCAGCCACAAGCCGGAGCAGCAGCCGCGGCAAGGGACGCCAAGGGUCACGAGGAGACGCCGCAGGCUUAA